CACACAAAGCCCAGAUAGGGCUGAGGGUGGGAUAUCUCACUAGCGAUGGGCUCAGCGAGGGAGAGGAAGGGCAAUACCAUCGCAGGAUGGGCCAACUCUUAGACCGUACGUAUGUGUGUGUGAGAGAGAGUAUUGCACACAAGAAUUUGUCCAUAAGUCAUGAUUUUUUUGGGGGGGUACCCCUUCUCCUCAAGGGAUGUGGGUGGCGCUGUGGGUUAAACCACAGAGCCUAGGAUUUGCCGAUCAGAAGGUCAGCAGUUCGAGUCCCCACGACGGGUUGAUUUCCCUUUGUUCAGUCCCUGCUCCUGCUCCUGCCAACCUAGCAGUUCGAAAGCACAUCAAAGUGCAAGUAGAUAAAUAGGUACCGCUCCGGCGGGAAGGUAAACGGCGUUUCCGUGCGCUGCUCUGGUUCGCCAGAAGUGGCUUAGUCAUGCUGGCCACAUGACCCGGAAGCUGUACGCCGGCUCCCUCGGCCAAUAAAGUGAGAUGAGCGCCACAACCCCAGAGUCGGCCACGACUGGACCUAAUGAUCAGGGGUCCCUUUACCUUUACCUUACCCCAUCUCCUCUCCAAUAAGCCAGCAAACCUGUAAACGGGAUGAGAAAAGACAACUGGUAUUUCCCUGCUGGAAAAGCCAAGCAUUAGUUGGUGCCAAGAAGGCCUUUUUGGGGAGAGCAUUCCACAGUCGGGGGGCCACCACAAAAAGGCCCUUCCUUGUGCUGUCUGGAGGGCCACUGCUACCACAUCACAGAAUGAUGAUGAUGAUGAUUUUUUUAGUUUCUUUUUUCAGACAUAAAAACCAAGAGGGGAAAAAAUACACUAGAAAUGUCCCGCCCAUAGAUAGUUAAAAGCCAGAGGCCUAGUUAAGAAGGAAUGUUUUUGCCUGGUGCCUUGAAGAUAUACAAUAAUAGUGACAGAUAUCUCCACCCCCAUCGUUUUGCCCAGACACUGAGGUCCAGCUCCAAGGGCCUUCUGGCGGUUCCCUCCCUGUGAGAAGCCAAGUUACAGGGAACCAGGCUGAGGGCCUUCUUGGUGGUGGCACCCACCCUGUGGAACGCCCUCCCACCAGAUGUCAAGGAAAUAAACAACUAUCUGACUUUUAGAAGACAUCUGAAGGCAGCCCUGUUUAGGGUGGUUUUUAAUGCUUGAUGUUUUAUUGUAUUUUUAAUACUUUGUUGGAAAAAUAAUAUUAUCCCUGGAGAGAGAAUUCCACAAACUGGCAGCCACUACUGGAAAGGCCUGUUCUUUUGCUGCUGCUGCCCUCCGGGCCAAGUACAGUGGUACCUCGGGUUACAUACGCUUCAGGUUACAGACUCCGCUAACCCAGAAACAGUACCUCGGGUUAAGAACGUUGCCUCAGGAUGAGAACAGAAAUCGUGCUCUGGUGACGCAGUGGCAGCAGGAGGCCCCAUUAGCUAAAGUGGUGCUUCAGGUUAAGAACAGUUUCAGGUUAAGAACGGACUCCGGAACGAAUUAAGUACUUAACCCGAGGUACCACUAUACUGAAAUGUUGGUGCUAGUUUGUUGUGGAGCGAUUUGGAUUAAUGCUUCUCCCCCAAUCUUUCUCUUCUCAAUCCCCCAUCCCCAGAUGUAUCCCGGACCACCUCCACGUCCUCCACGCCGAGUAGUGAGGCCCUGACACCGCUGCAGAUGUCCCCGGCGGUGACGCCCGACUGCCAGACCGGCCUCCCCAUGGACCCCACCCUCUGUGGCAAAGUCGUUCCGGCUUUCCUGCCGGCGAAGAAAGAGGACCGCCCGCAGCCCGAAGGAGCCAGCUGUGACACGGCCGUGGGCAACGCCGCGACCGGCCUGGUAGCCCUCAGUGAGUGCGGGCAGGUCGUGAUGGAGCAGGCCCCGAAAGCCGCCAAGGCGGCGCCCAAAGGUCAGGGGGAACCUACGUCGGGCGUGGACAUGCUGGACACCCGGAUAGUGAUGGGCGAGGAGACUCAAUGCCUCAGUGAGGAUGAGGAAGAUGGGGAAGGGGCUGCCUCUGCGCCGCUCACACGGGGCACCUUGGAGGCCAGCUCUGAGGAGGAGGAAACGAGCGACAUGGAGGAUCCGGACAUGGUUGACCUCCAGGCGAGGCCUCCCCACCAGACCCCAAAAGACUUGGCCAGCCGGCAAGCAGGCUUGACCCUCCCCGGCCUCCGGAAUCCGCAGGAGGCCAAGAGGGCAGCCAAGACACCUCCACUCUCUCAGGGCGAACAUUUGGCGGACCUGCCUUCUCCGCCUCCUGCGCUCACCAAAGACCUCUCCUUGGAGCCUGCCGAGGCCCAGCCCCUGCCUGGCAAGCACACCUGUGGCCUGGACCCAGAACUAUACUUCACAGCGCCCUCAACCCCCAUCAAGACUGUGUUUUCCCACCUCAGGCACCAACCCUUCUCCAAAGAGAGCCUCAGCGAGGAGCAGAACGACACGGACAAUGAAGGCCUUUGCUCCCCACCCACCUCCCCCUCGGGGUCCUAUAUCACGGCCGAGGGAGGCAGCUGGGCAUCUUCAGGCACCGGCAGCACUUCCCCGUCUUGCUCCCCCAACCUGAUCGCAGAGUCGGAAGCCAUGGAGGCCCCGGCGGCAGACGGUGAGGAGUUUCUCUCGGAGUACGCGGACGGCCGCCCGAGGCUCCCACGGGGACCCAGCCUGUCUCCCGACUUGGAGGGGGAGUUUGCUUUCCAGACCCUCUCCUCCAGCACUUUAGUCCACUCGUCGUUCCCCGAGGACGACGACGACGGGCAGACGACCCCGGAGGAAGAUGGCGGCGACUGGGGCGCCGAAGUCGCUCCCUUGAGGCCGGGCCCUCAGAGGUUUGAGCAAGUGGCUCCGUCUUGGCCCGAGAGCAGAGAGGACUCUGGAGACGAAGUGGAUCUAAGCCGCGAGCUGUCCAAAGCAGAGGCUCUGCCAGCCUACGAAACGGGAGCCGGAGACUCUGCCGAGUUUGCAGGAUCGAAACCCUGCCUCUUGCCUGGUUCACUCGCUGCCUUCCCUUCUGGGACGGACACCUCUGAGGCUGAUGCACCCGGCCGGCCGCAGGCCGAAACGGCGGCUUCCGCCCCAGACGACGGCGUGGACGGCGCCGACAGUGACCAGAUGAUUUCUGCUUUGCUCCUGCCUUUCCGUGGGAGCCUCAUAUUCGAGGCGGAGUCUGUGGAGAUCACGCUGUUCCCCCAAGGGGAGUCGGUGGGGAAUGACGCCCUCUACGGCGUGGAGGACGACGACAGCACUUCGGCCUCCUUCCUGCACUCUCUCUCGGAAACCUCCAUCAAUGAAGGCGUGGACGAGUCCUUUGCUUACCAGGACGACACCUCCCAGUCCUCAGACUCGGCCUCCUACAACGGGGAGGACGACGAACGCCUCUACAGCGUCGAGCAGUACGCUGUGGUCGCGGAAGCUGCCGUCGCCCCUGCUCAGGAAGCGGCCGGGCCUCCAAAGGAAGACAUGGAACCCGCGCUGUCCCGAUCGGGUAGCGAGAGCGAGAUGCAGACCUCAUCCGAUGCUUACAACACAGAUGAGGAAGAGACGGCUUCUGCCGGGGACAAUGGGCACCCGAGGGCCGAAAAGGAGGAGCGGGAGGAGAGAGGCUCCUCCCUGGAGAAGGCUGAAGAUGAAGAGAUACCCCAGGAGGACCAAAUCAAAGUUUCGCUCCCCGCUGAAGAAGAAGCGGCUUCCAGGUUGCGGGUUGUGCCUGAGGCUCCCAGCGAUUCCUCCGAAUGUUCUGGAAGCAGCAGCAGUUCCCCUACCGGGCAAGGAUGGGGGUCUCCUAUGGAGCAGGGCCCCACAGCUCUUUUCGGAGGCGUAGGUCGCGGAACUGGAUGUGAAGAGGGAGAAGAGCCUUCAAGGGAAAGGGGCGCCCCCUGCGCCUCCGUGGAGCGCCAGUCGCUCUCAGACGGGCAAGAGGCUGCUGAGGAAAACAUCCCUGACCCCGGAGAAUGCCUCAUCGCUUGCUUUGAUACGGAUGAGGAAGCAGACACUUUGCCGCCUCUGGACAACUCCUUGGAGGGCCCUCGGCCUGUGGGACAAACAGCUGCAGAGUGGGUCGACCAGGUGUAUGCGGGCCCUGCCAUACCCCUGGGAUGGACCCCGAAGCCGUAUCCUGUGGCGUUUGCAGAGCUGGUGACUCCAGACGUCAACGACUCGUCUUCCUUUGACAUCAGUGCCAGGCUGAAGGAGUCGGAGGAGCGGCUUCUGGAGCUCCUUGACCAAGAUGGCGCCUCUGGGGGAGGCUUGACUGAAGCAGAGAAGCCUAACGGAGGAGUGUUCAACGUGGAUCCAGAGAAGGAGGAGCCUCCAUUCGUGUCCCUCCUUGGCUCCUGUGAGGCGGCCAUCUUGGACCAGCCUGAAGCGACUCGAGCCGACAACGAGCCGACAGCGGAGUGCCUUAUUGCCUGCUUUGAAUCGGAGGACGAGCUUGAGGAGGCCUCGUCCCUUGACCAGAUGAACAACAACGAGGACCAUGUGGUGGCCAUUUUUUCUGAGGCAAAACCUGAUUCUCAGCCCUUGCUGGGACCAAACAGCAUACAGCAGAACACCGCCGUCGUGGACAGUGAGGUCACCUUGAUGGCGGCAGCCACACCUCUGCCCCCCACAGAUGUUGAAGAGCGUGCUGAAGUCUGUGGGAUGCCAAGAGACUCAUCUGGGCUGGAGAUGGAGGCCUCCACAGGGCCUCUUGCCAGUGUGGUUAUAGGAGACGGUGCAGCCCAUCUCAAGCUGUGCUUGGAGACUGGCGAGGCCAAAGACCUGAGCGUGAGGGAGCCUCAGCCCGGUGAGAGCCGCCAUGAGCCCAUGCUGGUAGAAACAGGCGGCCAUCUUGAGGAAGCUGGAGAGGACGCCAAGGGCAAAGAUCAGCUAGGGGAAGAGGCUUCAGUUGUAGAGGAAGCCACUGGGGCAAUGGAGGGGCAAGCGCUAUCGGACGAAAUUGAUGCUGGCCAGGACUGGGAAAGUCCGUCUGAGGGAGAAGAGGAUGCUAUUUCUGAACUUGAAAGUGAUGGAAACAGCAGAGCAGACUCUGUCGCUGAGAUCCCACCAGGAGAAGGUUCUGUUUGGCCGGGAGACGGGCUUCAAGCCCAGCGCUUAACCACGCUUCCUGUGGGACUGUGUGGAUCAGAAGCCGCCUCAUUCCAGGAUCCUGGUGCUCAGCCUAGCCUGAGAGACAGCAACAUGAAUUUGGUUCAGAUUCAGAGUAAGGGGGCAGCUCCUGCUUCCGCCAGCAGCGAGACCACAGAUGGUCCAGCGUUGGUGGGAAGCUCGGACAAGAAGCCAGGACAGAAAGAUGAGAACAAGCUUGUGGUUCCUGCGGCCUUUGAGCAGGUUGUUCGCCAGGCAGGCCUUCCUGAGCCAGCGGGUCGUAAAGAAGGCACUGAAUGGCCGCAGCUUGGUGGGGUACAGAUUCUGGAGCCCCAGGCAGCAACCAAAGAGACCAAGCUGGCUGUCCAACAGGGGCCUGAGGCUCAGAGGAACAGGGGAUGUAUGGAGGCGGCUGCAUCUCUGCCUCCUUUGAAUGAUCAGCAUCCUUUGGACGUCAAAGCUCAGGUGGACAAAACUGCCCCAGGAACUUCUAAGGCAGGAGAUGCAGUUGCAACGCCUUCCACUGGCAGGGUUGAGGGUCUACCCAGGCAACCCUUGCAGGUGCCAAAGAAGACCUUUGCUCAAGCUCUGCUUCAGGGUCUCCAACCACCUGCUUUGGGCGCUGAACCUUCUGUGCAGGAAAAGGAUCUGGAUUCCAGUCUCUCUUCCCCGGAGUUGGCAGAGGUCUCCAUGCCCAACUCGCAGAUGGACAGCAGCUUCUUCACGGCAGCUGAGGACAUCUCUUGUGGGACGCUUGUGCUGACUUCAUCCCCUGGCUCUGAGAGGGAAGGGCUCAGCACCCCUGAGCAGGCAUGGGGCAGCCCGGCCGAGGAUGUGGAGAAGGGCCCUUCUCCUCUUCCACAAGAACAGCCGGCAGCCGUUUCUGAGCUGGAACACCGAGUGGUCGAGACUGAAGAUGCUAAGGUUGAACCCUUGGCUGAGCCGUCGAAGAUCCCACCAGCAGAGGGACCUUCCCAGCGGAGCAUGGCGUUGUGUCUGCAUUCCUCUGCUCUUAACCAGCCGCCUUCUCCAGCCAAUGCCCGGCCAAGGGAUGCGUCACCCGUGCUUUGCAAAAGCCAGCACCUCUUCUUUGCUUCUGAAGAGGAGAUCUAUUUGUCGGAGCCUGAAGAUGCCCAGCACAUCCUUUCCAGUGGAAAUGCAGAAACGGAAAGCGUUGGUGCUGCAGAAUCGCCGGGGACCAGGAGGACUGGUGCAGCCCUGGAUGAUUCUGAAGCCGUUGCUGCAGCGACGCCAUCUCCAGCCCCCAGCCAACCGGAGCUUCCUGGUGCCUUGUGGCAGAACGCCUCGUUGGUUGCAGAACCUCCAGAGGUCACUGCAGACCAGCAGCAGAUCACCGACAUGUUGCGAGGCUCCUUCGGCAACCUCAGGGAGCCGGGCUUGGGUGCUGCCCGCCUGGUGAGCAGUCUGCUGGUGGCCGAAGCACAAAGCCUUCUCGGCAGCCUUAAGGAAGACGUCUUGGAGUUCUCCUCCGAAGGCGUCAUGCCAGACUUGUCGGAAUCGAAGCAUUCCAAAGAUGAGUUGGAGCCUCAAACCACUUGCAGUCAAGACCAAGUCGCCGGGCAACCUUGCAAGGAGCUGGAGAUGGACAGGGUAGCAGUUCCACCACAUGUGGAGGUUGUUCCCCUUCGUUCAGAGGCGGUGGAGAUGGCGGCUGGGCCGCUGCUGAGUUCUGGGUUGGAAGGAGUGGACCAGGCUGCCGAGGAGGUCGUCUUCACACCUGGUGAAGCCGAAGGGAAGACGUCUGAGAGCGUUGACAGAUCUCCACCUCGGAGCUUGCAGGCCAAGCCGACGAUCCAGAGUCCAGAAGCCGGUGGGUCAACUGAAGAGAUUUCAGAAGAGACGAGACUAGAGGGUGCCACAGCAGAGGCAGUUGGCCACCCAAGAGAGGGGAAAGGACCAGUUCCUUCAAGUGCUUUUGCUGGAAGCACGAAACUCGUGGUCCCUGAAGCUGGUUUGAUGAGUGUGGAGACCACCUCUCCUCUAUCGCAGGCCCUGCCAGCCUCUGAAGGACCAGCUCAAGAGUCCCUCGCUGUUUCUUUGCAGGCAGAGCAGCCCCCAUCGCUUACCUGUGAGGAGGAACCUCCUCUGUCUCCUCCUCCAUCUCCACCUUCUGAAUCUGAAGAAGUGCCUCCUGUUUCUCCCUCGCCUCCCUCCGACGGCCAUUUCCACAGCCCCUCGGCUGCUUCGUGGCUUCCUGCUUCAACAACCAGGCCUGACGAGGAACGAGCUCCUUCCAGAGAGGACCUGAUCCUCCUCCGGGACUCGAGGAAGCCUCCUGCGGAAGGUGAGCUUUCAUUUCCCCAUCUCUCCCAUCCAGAUAACGGGAGGAUGAGGGUUGAUUUUAUUUAUUUCUUCUUCUUAUUAUUAUUAAUUUAAAAUAAAUACAUUUAUGAGAAAACAGAUGUACAUACGAGUAAACAAACAUACAAACAAACAAACAAAUAACAGGAAAAUCAAACAAACCACUACACUAUAAGAUACAAGAAGUUUCCCCAUCUCUCCCAUCCAGAUAACGGGAGGAUGAGGAUGAGGGUAGAUUUUAUUUAUUUCUUCUUCUUCUUCUUCUUAAUUUAAAAUAAACACAUUUAUGAGAAAACAGACGUACAUACAAGUAAACAAACAUACAUACAAUCAAACAAACAAACAAAUAACAGGAAAAUCAAACAAACCACCACACUAUAAAUAUAAUUAUCAUCAUAUAUACUCCUGAUACGGAACACAAUUAUAAAACUUAUAGAGAAGAAAUUAAAAACUGACUUCCAAUUAAUCUCACUGUACUUUAUCCAUUACUUUAUACUGCACAGUUACACAUUUCUUAUAUAAUUUCUUUUUACCUCCCUACGAACUUAUAUUUAUACAAUACAGGGAUCUAAUUCUGCCAAUAUGUUUCCUUUUAUUCCGUAGUUUUCUAAAUAGUCUUUAAAGAUCUUUAUAGACUUUUUGUUUUGGUUGGCCUCUUACUCUUCCUGUGGCUUUCGCGAGCUGCAGAUAUUCUACCAUUAGGAUUUGCCAAUCUUCUGGUUCGCCAGAAGCGGCUAAGUCAUGCUGGGCACAUGACCCGGAAGCUGUACGCCGGCUCCCUCGGCCAGUAAAGCGAGAUGAGCGCCGCAACCCCAGAGUCGGUCACGACUGGACCUUAUGGUCAGGGGUCCCUUUACCUUUACCUAUAUACCCCCCUCGGACACGGGUGGCACUGUGGGCUAAACCACAGAGCCUAGGGCUUGCCGAUCAGAAGGUCAGUGGUUCGAAUCCCCGCGACGGGGUGAGCUCCCGUUGCUCGGUCCCUGCUCCUGCCAACCUAGCAGGUCGAAAGCACACCAAAAAGUGCAAGUAGAUAAAUAGGUACCGCUCUGGUGGGAAGGUAAAUGGCAUUUCCAUGCGCUGCUCUGGUUCGCCAGAAGCGGCUUAGUCAUGCUGGCCACAUGACCCGGAAGCUGUACGCUGGCUCCCUCAGCCAAUAAAGCGAGAUGAGCGCCGCUACCCCAGAGUCGUCCACGACUGGACCUAAUAGUCAGGGGUCCCUUUACAUUUACUACGAGAAUUGGCAGCAUAGGUUCAUUUCUUCAGGUUUUGAUGCCAGGCUGGGUGAAGCUGUUUGGAGUUCCUGGCUUCCAACUGCAAGGGAAAGGACACCCCCCAAACCCCCCCCCGCCCUAACCUACUUCUCUCUGCAGCCGUGGCGAGCGCCAGGCCUGCCAAACCCUCCCAAGAGGACCAGCCUCCCAUCAGCAAAGAUUCCAGGGGCCGGAACCGGUUGCCUGGCAACAAGGACGCCCGAGAAAAGGACUCCGUCUCUGCAGGGGAGAAGCGUGGGGACCGGGGGCCGGCGCAGCUGGAGUCGAGCUCCUCCAGCGACCGGGAGCUGCUGUACCGCUGCCCGGAGAUCGAGAGCCUGAGGGAAGCCACCGGCAUGAUGCUCCUAGAGGAGAAGAAGGCGUUGGCGGGGAAGAGGAGCCACGAGGCCAACCACAAAGGUGAGAAACCCCCGUUGGCCUUCCAGGGUGGGUCCCGAGGUGUCUGGUUGCGCCAGCUUGUGGGCGGAGGUGGCGGCAAACUCCCUGGCACGGACCCUGUGGCUCUGCCCCAGCGGGGGGUAUCACCCCACCUGCUAUUUUUUUUUAUACGUUUUUAUUAGGUUUUCCACAAUGAUAACAAAAACCACAAAGCAGAGUGAUACACAAAAACAAAGAAAGGAAGAAAGGGGGGAGGAACAAUAAACAGAUAAACAAUAACAACAAACUUAAUUCUUCACAAAUCCAACCUUUUAAGUAUCUUGGUUGACUUCCUCAAGUCCCUCCCUUCUGAGUUUCCUUGUAGUUAAAAGUAACAGCUUUCCAAUAUCAUUAUUAACUAAAACAAUUUCCAAUUAUUGUUGUUGUUAUUUAGUCGUGUCCGCCUCUUCGUGACCCCCUGGACCAGAGCACACCAGGCACUCCUGUCUUCCACUGCCUCCCGCAGUUUGGUCAAACUCAUGCUGGUAGCUUCAAAAACACUGUCCAACCAUCUCGUCCUCUGUUGUCCUCUUCUCCUUGUGCCCUCCAUCUUUCCCAACUUCAGGGUCUUUUCCAGGGAGUCUCAUCUUCUCCUGAGGUGGCCAAAGUAUUGGAGCCUCAGCUUCAGGAUCUGUCCUUCCAGUGAGCACUCAGGGCUGAUUUCCUUCAGAAUGGAUUGAUUUGAUCUUCUUGCAGUCCAUGGGACUCUCAAGAGUCUCCUCCAGCACCAUAAUUCAAAAGCAUCCAUUCUUCGGCGAUCAGCCUUCUUUAUGGUCCAGCUCUCACUUCCAUACAUCACUACUGGGAAAACCAUAGCUUUUACUAUACGGACCUUUGUUGGCAAGGUGAUGUCUCUACUUUUUAAGUUUAAGCUUGCAUUUUGCUAUAAGAAGCUGAUGAUCUGAGCCACAGUCAGCUCCAGGGCUUGUUUUUUGCUGACUGUAUAGAGCUUCUCCAUCUUUGGCUGCAGAGAAUAUAAUCAAUCUGAUUUCGAUGCUGCCCAUCUGGUGAUGUCCAUGUGUAGAGUCGUCUCUUGUGUUGUUGGAAAAGCGUGUUUGUGAUGACAACUUUGUUCUCUUGACCGAACUCUAUUAUUUCCAAUUAUAGUCCAUCUUAUUCACUUUUCUUGACAUUCUAAAUCCCAUUUAUUUAAUCAUAACUUAAUUUAAUCCUAGGCCUAUUUGUUUCUUUCAAGUAAUUUCUAAUUUUUUAUGUUACGAUAUUUAUUCAAAUACUCCUUAAAUUUCCUCCAGUCCUCUUGGAACUCCUCUUCUUUCUGGUCACGGAUUCACCCCACCUGCUAUUGAGCCUCUGGUACUGCUGCCUUCGCCAGGUCCUCCCUCAGCCCCUUGCCCAGCAAUGGUGCUUCUGGACGGAGAGGAGAGGAGUUCUCACUGGUCUCCAGGUGAAAACGGCAAAUGCCGUGCAGGCAAUGUUAGAAAUUUGUAUCCAAACAAACCCAUCUUGCAAAGAGAACAUCAACAACGUCUAAGCAACACGAUGACCAUAUACAUACGUAGUAGACAAUCAUGGGACACGGGUCAUCAUGGGACGCGGGUGGCGCUGUGGGUUAAACCACAGAGCCUAGGACUUGUCGAUCAGAAGGUCGGCGGUUCGAAUCCCCAUGACGGGGUGAGCUCCCGUUGCUCGGUCCCUGCUGCUGCCAACCUAGCAGUUCAAAAUCACACCAGUGCAAGUAGAUAAAUAGGUACUGGUCCAGCAGGAAGGUAAACGGCGUUUCCAUGCACUGCUCUGGUUCUCCAGAAGUGGCUUAGUCAUGCUGGCCACAUGACCCGGAAGCUGUACGCAGGCUCCCUCAGCCAAUAAAGCGAGAUGAGCGCCGCAACCCCAGAGUCGGUCACGACUGGACCUAAUGGUCAGGGGUCCCUUUACCCUUUACCUAGACAAUCUUUAUAGAAUUCCUUCACACCAUAAAAAGCUCAAAAUGAAAUCUUUAGUCUCAAAGUCUCUGAAAAUCUUUAAAUGCCAAACUUUGUACGGUAGAAGACAAGCUGUGAAGCUUUGUGUAUUUAGCAAAUACGAUGUCCAACACUGCACAGUGAUUCUGGAUACUGACUACUGUUUCGUAGAAUUCUUCGUCAGCGUAGUGGGAGGAUAUAGAAUGCUUUGUAAACCCAUCUUAUUUCGAAUGAAUGUAUGUAAAUGAAAAUAUCAAAUGCUGUGGAACAGUGCUCAUGGAAUAAUGUUAGAAAUUAGCCAGGCGCCAGGCGCGUUUUGCUACUGGCGUGGAGAUCUCUGGGUGCCCGGCUGAUUCCUCUAGCUUUCUUAAGCAGGUCAGCAGAAGAGCUCAUUUAUUGCCUUUAUCUCCCACCCUUUACUCCAAGGAGUCCACGGUUCACCCCCCAUCUCAUCUAAUAAUAAUAAUAAUAAUAAUAAUAAUAAUAAUAAUAAUAAUAAUUUUAUUAUUUAUACCCCACCCAUCUGGCUGGGCUUCCCCAGCCACUCUGGGCGGCUUCCAAAAAUAUUAAAAUAAUGUAAUACAUCAAGCAUUAAAAGCUUCCCUAAACAGGGCCACCUUCAGAUGUCUUCUAAAAGUCUGGUAGUUAUUCUUUUCUUUGACAUCUGCUGGGAGGGUGUUCCACAGGGUGGGGGCCACCACUGAGAAGGCCCUCUGCCUGGUUCCCUGUAACUUGGCUUCUCCCAGGGAGUGAACUGCCAGAAGGCCCUCGGAGUUGGACCUCAGUGUCCGGGCAGAACGAUGGGGGUGGAGACGCUCCUUCAGGUAUAGUGGACCGAGGCUGUUUAGGGCUUUCAAGGUCAGCACCAACACUUUGAAUUGUGCUCAGAAACGUACUGGGAGCCAAUGUAGGUCUUUCAAGACCGGUGUUAUGUGGUCUUGGCGGCCGCUCCCAGUCCCCAGUCUGGCUGCCACGUUCUGGAUUAAUUGCAGUUUCCGGGUCACCUUCAAAGGUAGCCCCACAUAGAGCGCAUUGCAGUAGUCAAAGCAGGAGAUAACCAGAGCAUGCACCACUCUGGCAAGACAGUCUGCAGGCAGACAGGGUCUCAUCCUGCGUACCAGAUGGAGCUGGUAAACAGCUGCCCUGGACACAGAAUUGACCUGCGCCUCCAUGGACAGCUGUGAGUCCAAAAUGACUCCCAGGCUGCGCACCUGGUCCUUCAGGGGCACAGUGACCCCAUUCAGGACCAGGGAAUCCUCCACACCUGCCCGCCCCCUGUCCCCCCAAAACAGUACUUCUGUCUUGUCAGGAUUCAACCUCAAUCUGUUAGCUGCCAUCCAUCCUCCAACCGCCUCCAGACACUCACACAGGACCUUCACCACCUUCACUGGUUCUGAUUUGAAAGAGAGGUAAAGCUGGGUAAUCUGUACAACGACCCUGUGAGGUAGGAGAAGAGGCUGCGACUGACCACAAUGUCGCCCAGGGAACUUCAGGACCGAGUGGGGAUUUGAACCCUGAUCUCCCAGGUCCUAGUCCAACAUGCUAACCACUACACCCCACUGGCUUUCUGUAUUUUUGCUAUGGGGCAGCUCUAUAAAUUGAGCAGGUAAAUAAAGAAUGGGGAAGCCAAAUGCCCCUUAGAGAAGGUCCUGUAAUAUUUUCCUUGAAGCUUGAAUUAAUAUUAUUCCACUGUCGAACAGCUCUUACUGUCAGGAAGUUGUUCCUAAUGUUUAGGUGGAAUCUUCUUUCUUGUAGUUUGGAUCCAUUGCUCCGUGUCCGCUUCUCUGGAGCAGCAGAAAACAACCUUUCUCCCUCCUCUAUGUGACAUCCUUUUAUAUAUUUGAACAUGGCUAUCAUAUCACCCCUUAACCUCCUCUUCUCCAGGCUAAACAUGCCCAGCUCCCUUAGCCGUUCCUCAUAAGGCAUCGUUUCCAGGCCUUUGACCAUUUUGGUUGCCCUCCUCUGGACACGUUCCAGUUUGUCAGUGUCCUUCUUGAACUGUGGUGCCCAGAACUGGACACAGUACUCCAGGUGAGGUCUGACCAGAGCAGAAUACAGUGGCACUAUUACUUCCCUUGAUCUAGAUGCUAUACUCCUAUGGAUGCAGCCCAGAAUUGCAUUGGCUUUUUUAGCUGCCGCAUCACACUGUUGGCUCAUUUCAAGUUUGUGGUCAACCAAGACUCCUAGAUCCUUUUCACAUGUACUGCUCUCAAGCCAGGUGUCACCCAUCUUGUAUUUGUGCCUCUCAUUUUUUUUGCCCAAGUGCAAUACUUUACAUUUCUCCCUGUUAAAAUUCAUCUUGUUUGUUUUGGCCCAGUUCUCUAAUCUGUCAAGGUCGUUUUGAAGUAUGAUCCUGUCCUCUGGGGUGUUAGCCACCCCUCCCAAUUUGGUGUCAUCUGCAAAUUUGAUCAGGAUGCCCUUGAGUCCAUCAUCCAAGUCGUUGAUAAAGAUGUUGAAUAAGACCGGGCCCAAGACAGAACCCUGUGGCACCCCACUAGUCACUCUUCUCCAGGAUGAAGAGGAAACAUUGAUGAGCACCCUUUGGGUUGCAUUAUAGAUGCCUCCAGGCUCACAGAGGCAAACAUCUUGGUGCAAAGGAAAUACAGUUUUAUAAAUGGUCUCUUAUCUGGGACACGGAAAGGCUCCUUUCACUCCCUGCUUCCUCUCUCUUCCAGGGUCGUCGAAUGACUCAGAAAGCAAUGAAGGGUCCUUACCUGAGUUGGAGGAAGCAGAAGUUUCAGAACCAAGGACAGCUCAGACGCAGGUGAUUUGUUUGAGGCAAAGACGGCUAGAUUUGUACGAAGCAGAGAUUGCAGGCUCCUGAAAAACUUCUGGCUUCAGGGAGUUGUGCGGGGCAGAUAUCUUAAUCCAGGGGUCAGCAAACUUUUUCAGCAGGGGGCCAGUCCACUGUCCCUCAGACCUUGUGGGGGGCCGGACUAUAUUUUGAAGGGAAAAAAAUGAACGAAUUCCUAUGCCCCACAAAUAACGCAGAGAUGCAUUUUAAAUAAAAGCACACAUCCUACUCAUGUAAAAACACCAGGCAGGCCCCACAAAUAAUCCAGAGAUGCAUUUUAAAUAAAAGCACACAUUCUACUCCUGUAAAAACAUGCUGAUUUCCAGACUGUCCACGGGCCGGAUUUAGAAGGCGAUUGGGCCGGAUCCAGCCCCCGGGCCUUAGGUUGCCUACCCCGUCUUAAUCCUUCCCCACUGAAUGAGUGGGCUGAGCUUUCAGCAGAUCACCUAGAGAUCUCAGCAGUAGAUCUUUCCAUAUACCGUAUUUUUCACUCCAUAAGGCGCACCGACCAUAGGGCGCACCUAGUUUUUAGAGGGGGAAAUCAAGAAAAAAAAUCUUAUUUCCCCCCCAGCCCCAAAGAGCAGUGUACAGGCUGCGCGCAACCUCUCCCUGCCGGAGGGGCUGCACGCGGCUAUCCCUGAAGCCUUCCGAGCACAGCGCAAGUUCCCACUGCGCUCCUCAGGCUUUGGGUUCCUUUUGCUGAAGCCGGGAGAGCAAGACUCUCCUGGCUUCAGCGAAAGGAACCUGAAGCCUCCAGAACGCAGCGGUAACUCGCGCUGUGCUCCGAAGGCUUCAGGCAGCAAUCCCUGAAGCCUGGAGAGCGACCGACCCCUCUCGCUCUCCAGGCUUCAGUGAAAGCAACGGGAAGCCUCCAGAGCGUGGAGGGAGCGCUCCUUCUGCGCUUCGGAGGCUUUGCGUUGCUAUCGCCGAAGCCAAGGAGCCUGCAUUCGCUCCAUAGGACGCACACACAUUUCCCCUUCAUUUUUGGAGGGGGGAAAGUGCGUCCUAUAGAGCGAAAAAUACGGUACCUUCUGGCCACCUCUGGGCUAAAGGAUGUUUCUUGAAGCGGUCUCAGCCUGGGGACUGUACAGCAGCGAGGGUCCUCUGAGCAUGUGCAAACUACGCUGCAACGAGGAAGCAACUAGCGGCCGAUCUGUUUUGUGAGAAUGGAAUCGCCUAACAAGGGAAAUCGGGAGAUUUUUUUCCGGAUGUUUGUGAGGCUUGUAAAACUGGAGCGCUGAUGAAUUAUAACGAUGCCAAUGCAUAAGGACAGGCUGAUUAAGUUGUAUUGGAGGAAAUACGAUUUUAAAUGAUGAUUAAUGAUAAUGGAAGAUUAACGCCAUUUGAUUAAUUAGGAAAAUGGGUAAAAGUCUCAGCAAGGAUUGAACAUGCACAGUCGGUGGAAAUAGGAAAUGGAUGGGGAAGUAUUAGAAAUUAAGAAAAAGUAUUUUACUGUGUGCAGGAAAGAAGGGAGGGAAAAGAAAUGUAUUGAAAGGGGGGGAAGUCAGCUUUUAAAUUAGAGUUAAAUUUGAAUUAAUUCAUUUAAAAUUUGGAAAACGAAUGGAACUUAAUUGGCAAAGUACAUUGCAAUGUGCUGACUUAAAGCCAGCCGCUGUAAACCGUGUUUAGAACUGAAACAAUGUUUACUGCUAUGUAAACCAUGUUUAGACCUGAAACCAUGUUUACUGCUAUGUAAACCAUGUUUAGACCUGAAACCAUGUUUACUGCUAUGUAAACUUGCAUCUUCCAGGCGCAACUAACGCACUCCUUGGGAACCGGCGAAGAAUCCAUUAGCAGAGCGAAACAGAGCAGAAGCGAGAAAAAAGCACGAAAGGUCAGUAGAGAAUCGGGCAGGGAGGGUCUGGGGUGCAGGAAGAGCGAACAAGCAGAAAAUUUUCUCAACUCUGUAAUUCUUUGAAUGGUCUGCUGAGGCAUGUGGCAUUCCAUGAGAGACAACUGGUGUCUACAGUACAGUGGAUGGGACGUGGUGGCGCUGUGGUCUAAAUCACUGAGCCUCUAGGGCUUGCCAAUCGGAAGGUCAGCGGUUCGAAUCCCCACGAUGGGGAUUCGAACAAAACAACCCCUAGAAGAGCAAUUGAACAUGGAUUUUACUAUCUAACUAGACUAUUGAGCCGUAAAAUGAAAGCAAUAAACAAUGUACUGCAGUCACACAAUCAAUCCAUCAGUUGCUGAACUGCGUUCCAACACAGUCACAAAAACAAAACAAAACAAAAAAGAGCCGCAAAAGCAAAAAUGAAAAAUAAAUAGCAAAAACAGACAGACCUCAGGGUAACACUCAAAGCGGAGCACGUUCAGCUUCUGAAAAAAGUCUGUAAAGUCUGACUUUUAGAAGACAUCUGAAGGCACAUGGAUCACGUUCGCAACCUGAGCGUCCACUGUAUUAUUAUUAUUAUUAUUAUUAUUAAUUCAACUUAUACACUGCCCUAUACCCGGAGGUCUCAGGGCAGUUCACAACAAGACCACAACAUAUAAAGUCAAACCAAACGCAAUAACUCAAUAACCCUCCCUCCAAAAGCCACAUUCUAAAAGGGGGUUGGAUGUCAAGAAGAUCAGCCGAAGGCCUGAUUAAAAAGGAACAUUUUUGCCUAGCCCCGAAAGGUGUAUAAAGAAGGUGCCAGGCGAACUUCCCUGGGGAGAGCAUUCCACAGACGGGGAGCCACUGCAGAGAAGGCCCUGUUCUCAUGUUGCCACCCUCUGGACCUCUCAAGGAGGCGGCACAUGAAGGAGGGCCUCAGAAGAUGAUCUCAGGGUCCAGGUAGGCUCAUAUGGAAAGAGGCAGUCCUUGAGGUAUCGCGGUCUGAAAGUUUCUGAGCACUUUUCAAAGGCAGUCCCAUGCACAGCCCAUUAUAGCGAGUCCUUGGGAUGCAAACAGGACCACCUGAACCCCGCAGGAGUUUUUUCUAUCUGUCUCAAGCAAGUGCUAAUUAGUUGAGGCAAGGUGCUUUCUGUGUUUAGAACAUAGCUGUCAACUUACAGAUUUGAAAAUAAGGGACCAGCAGCCUUGAAAAUAAGGGACCAGCAGCCAAAAUAAGGGACCUGCAGCCUCACCUGUUCCAGGCACUCCAGUCUUCCUGUCCUCCUGCAGUCUGGUCAAACUCAUGCUGGUAGCUUCGAGAACACUGUCCAGCCAACUUUGUAACCAGAGGUUCAACUGAAUAGAAUCUGAAUCACAUGCACCACAAGGCCUAUGCAGCCUCAACUUAAGAUGGCUCCCCGGCCUGGCUUUGCACUGCAAAGUUUGCAGCAGCACGUGCAACAAAAUGGCGUCCAGCGUUCAAAAAACCCCUCAGCUUGCAUUAACUAGCCACACACAAGGCAUGCAAGCUCCACCCCCCAGUCGUUCUUAGGCUUCUUAUUGGGUGAGCAACGCAGCCAAGCAACACAGUUGGAGGCUCCCUCCUCCCUGGCCGGCAGGGAGGGAGGGAGGGAGAGGAGCUGCUUCCUUUGAAAUUUAAGGGACAUCAUUUGAGGGACAUUUAAGGGACAUCCAUCAGUAAGGGACAGCUGCGGGACAUGGCGCUGGAAUAAGGGACUGUCCCUUCAAAUAAGGGACACUUGACAGCUAUGGUUUGGAACGGGUUAAGUCCGGAGCCUGCUGAGAUUCUUCUUAACGAGCAGCCGAGAAUCCCUAUUAAUUCCUUCCAAAGCCUCUAAGCAAACAGAGUUCUUAAUUUUAUUUUUAAAGGGAACUUGACUCGGUCAGUGCUGCUCUGGACUCCUGACAACAUUGGGUGGGCCAGAGGAGAACCAGACAUCUAAUCUCUCUGCCUGGAGGCAAACUUCCAGGAAAAUCUUGACCUCACAACAAUCCCCAUGUGCGUGACCCCCUUUCUGAAGCGGGGCAUACAGUGGCCAAGCCCCAUGGCCUCCCUGUGCCCUUCCUUGCCAUCCUUGGAGAGCAAGGGGCUCUCAGAAGCAGGGAUAAUCCCCCGAGCCAGUGACGAACAUAGACAGCCUUAUCCAAGCCCUAAUCCAGCCCCCCUUGGUUUCAGGGCAGCCUCAGCUAGGGCUUCAAGGACUGAAGUCAGGCGGGGGGCCCUCUUAUUCCCCCCCACCCCAGAAUAUUCAUCUGGGUCACAACCACGUUGAACAACACUGGUCAGCAACUGGCAGUGCCUUGGUCAAAUCCCUGAAGGACCAGGUGCGCAGCCAGGGAGAUGGCAGCUAAUGGAUUGAGGUUGAAUCCCGACAAGACAGAAGUACUGUUCUUAGAGGGUGGGCGGGGGUGGGGGACUCCCUGGUCCUGAAUGGGGUCACUGUGCCCCUGAAGGACCAGGUGCGUAGCCUGGGAGUCAUUCUGGACUCACAGCUGUUCAUGGAGGCGCAGGUCAAUUCUGUGUCCAGGGUGGCCGUUUACCAGCUCCAUCUGGUACACAGGAUGAGACCCUACCUGCCCGCAGACUGUCUCGCCAGAGUGGUGCAUGCGCUAGUUAUCUCUCACUUGGACUACUGCAAUGUGUUCUACGUGGGGCUACCUUUGAAGGUGACCCAGAAACUGCAACUAAUCCAGAAUGCGGCAGCUAGACUGGUGACUGGGAGCAGCCGCCGAGACCACAUAACACCAGUCUUGAAAAACCUACAUUGGCUCCCAGUACGUUUCCAAGUGCAAUUCAAAGUGUUGGUGCUGACCUUUCAAGCCCUAAAUGGCCUCGGUCCAGUGUACCUGAAGGAGUGUCUCCACCUCCAUCGUUCAGUCCAGAUACUGAGGUUCAUUGAGGGCCUUCUGGUGGUUCCCUCCCUGCGAGAAGUGAGGUUACAGGGAACCAGGCAGAGGGCCUUCUCAGUGGUGGCACCUGCCCUGUGGAACACCCUCCCACCAGAUGUCAAAGAGAAAAACAACUACCAGACUUUUAGAAGACAUCUGAAGGCAGCCCUGUUUAGGGAAGCUUUUAAUGUUUAAUAGGUUAUUGUAUUUUAAUAUUCUGUUGGAAGCCGCCCAGAGUGGCUGGGGAAACCCAGCCAGAUAGGCGGGGUAUAAAUAAUAAAUUAUUAUUAUUAUAUUAUUAUCAUACGAACCUGCCUGGGCUGUGAGAUCUUCAGGGGAGGCCCUUCUCUCAGUCCCACCUCCCUCAAAGGCACAGUUGGGUUGGGACCCAGGACAGGGCCUUCUUGGUGGUGGCUCCUCCAAGACUCUGGAACUCCCUCCCUGGAGAAGCCAGACUUGACAGGUGAAGACGACCUUUGUUCCCGCAGGCUUUGGGGAACUGACUGUGUUUAAGGAAAGGGCUGGAGCUGCGAUGCUUCUGUUGUUAUGAUCUGUAUGUUCUAAUAGAUCUCGUAUAAAAAUUUCCCUGCGUGGAAAUGGCUAGGCAGGAAAAUGGGCGGCGAGGCCUGGAGCUCGUUGGCUAACUGGGCUGGGGCUGAUGGGUACAGUGGUACCUCGCAAGACGAAUGCCUCGCAAGACGGAAAACUCGCUAGACGAAAGGGUUUUUGGUUUUUUGAGUUGCUUCGCAAGACGAUUUUCCCUAUGGGCUUGCUUCGCAAGACGGAAACGUCUUGCAAGUUUGUUUCCUUUUUCUUAAAACCGUUAAUACAGUUGCGACUUGACUUCGAGGAGCAACUCAUAGCACGCGGUGUGGUAGCCUUUUUUGAGGUUUUUGAAGACUUUGGUGGUUUUUGAAGCUUUUCCAAAACUUUUCCGACACCGUGCUUCGCAAGACGAAAAAAACCGCAAGACGAAAAAACUCGCGGAACGAAUUAAUUUCAUCCUGCGAGGCACCACUGUAUUGUAGUCCAAAACAUCUGGAUGGCAUCAGUUCGGCGAAGGCUGGGCUAACUAAGAACUACCGUCUUUUUCGCUCCAUAAGACGCACCUAGUUUUUAGAGGGGGAAUUCAAGAAGAAAAAAAAUUCUUUAAAGGGAGCGCUGAGCAAAGCCUGUCUGCUUCCCAGGCUCUGCUCAGCGCUCCCUUUCACGAGCCGCGUGGAGCGUGUCUGCGGCUCUUGCAGGCUUUUCCGCAGGAGGGAGAACGGCAGCCCAUCACUGACGGUCUGCCUUUCUCCCUCCUUGGGGAAAAGCCCCCGAGAGCCACACACACGGUCCGCGCUUCUCUUUUUUUUUUUUUUAAAAUGAUAUUUAUUAAAGUUUCAAAAAAUACAAAAAAUACAGAAUACAGAAAGAAAAAAAAUAAAGUUUUUUAAAAUAUAGCCAAAAAAAUAAAACAAAACAAAAAAAACCAUACCAAAUAAAACAGUUAAAAAGACAUUAAUUUUCCAUAACCUAUCUUCCCUAUACUUAUUUCCCCGGACCUCCUCAUACCUCCCUUUUUUGUAUUCCAGUUCAAUUUGUUAGUUCAGCAAAUCCUUACCAUUAAGUUUUUACCCAGUUGCAAACCUUUUUUCAUAUCUCUUAAGGCAUUACAGCUAAAAACCUCUUAGUUUCUAUCCAACAUCCUUCUAAGAUUCCUUAAUUUUACAAUAUUUCUGUAAAUAGUCUUUAAAUUUCUUCCAGUCUUCUUUCACCGACUCUUCUCUCUGGUCUCGGAUUCUGCCAGUCAUUUCCGCCAGUUCCAUGUAGUCGAUCAGGUCCGCGCUUCUCUUUAAAGGAGUGUGGCUCUUGGGGGAUUUUGCGGGAGGUGGGGGAAGUAAGAGAGCCUCGCUCUGUCACUUCCCCACCUCCCGCAAAGAGCCACAUGCUCUUUAAAGAGAGCGUGGCUAUCCCUGGCUUUUCCCCCCACCUCCCACAAAAGCCAGGGGUAGGCGCGCAAAGCCUCUGCAGGGCAGCGGGAUGAAGGCUCCCCGCUAAGGCAGAAGCUAAAACAGCUAGAGGGAGCGCUGCACAUUGCUCUCUCUAGCUGUUCUGGCUUCUGGGGUAGCCCGCGAAGCCUCUGCAGGGCAGCGGGGAGCCUUCAUCCUGCUGCCCUGCGGAGGCUUCACGGGCUACCCCAGAGCUGCUCAGGAGCUUGUCGGGCAUGGCGGGGGAAGCCCAGGUACCCCCCCGCCAGCCCCAAAGAGCAGCGGACAGCCCCGCCAGCGCUGACAAGCUCUGGGAGUAUUCUCCACCUCCCACAAAAGCCCACAGGAGCCGCGCACCAUUUAAGGAGUGUGCGGCUCCUGCGGGCUUUUCUACGAGGAGGGAGAAGGGACUGAUGCGGCCAGUUAAGUCCCGUCUCCCUCCUCGCAGAAAAGCCCGCAGGAGCCGCGCAGAGGGGGCUUUUCCCGCCUGCCUCCCCCCUGCAUUCGCUCCAUAAGACGCACACACAUUUCCCCUUACUUUUUAGGAGGGGAAAAGUGUGUCUUAUGGAGCGAAAAAUACGGUGGUAAAACUAAAAAUAAAUAAAUUUAGGCGCCAGAAAGAGUGCAGUGGCAUCAAUAGGCAGGGAGUUCCAAAGUGUUGGUGGGGCCACACGAAAAGACCAAGUUCUUACCAAUGCCAAGAUAAUAUUAUGAGCAUCUGUAACGGUGCCAGUUCCACAGAUGGAGGCGGCCCCAAACUUUUCAGAUCUUUAAGCUUUGGGGCCCUCCUGUGUUGAUCGCAUUCCUCUUGUACUGGGGGUUCUGUCAUUUUUGGCUAAGGAAUGGCACUCUUCUCUCUAAUGAUUUAUCCCCUUAUGAUUUAUCAGCUACUUUAAAAUGAGGCUGCAUUUUAAAUUGUAUUUUAAUCUGUAUUUUAAAUUGGUUUCCACCCCCUCUAUUAUGUUAUUACUGUGAUUUUAUUGGUGUUAGCCGCCCUGAGCCCGGGGAGGGCGGGGUAUAAAUAAAAUUUAUUAUUAUUUAUUAUUAUUAUUAUUAUUAUUAUUAUUAUUAUUAUUAUUAUUAUUAUUAAAUUGGAAAUGGUGGGAAUGACUUCACUUGACGCAGGAAAGAUCUUUUGAACCAGAUUAUCCCUCCUUAGGACUCUGCUUAUCAGACAGAGUCCUGUCUCUCCGUCUGUCUUCUGAGCGUGGCUCUAUUCCACGCUUUCAGCUCGGCAGUUCCAACAGGCUGACAUCCCCUUGUCUCCCUCCAGGCCAUGUCGAAGCUGGGUCUGCGGCAAAUCCACGGCGUCACCAGGAUCACGAUCCGCAAGUCCAAGAACAUCUUGUUUGUGAUCACCAAGCCGGACGUCUUCAAAAGUCCUGCCUCGGACAUCUACAUUGUCUUUGGAGAGGCCAAGGUGAGGGGCGAACAACUCCAGCCCUAGCAUGAGGCACAGUGAGGCAGCUGCAGUGGCGUAGCGUGGGGGGUGCAGGGGGGGCCGGCCGCACCGGGCGCAACAUCUGGGGGUUAGGGCUAGGGGGCGCAAAUCCACGGGUUAGGGGGCGCAAAUUACUUGCCUUGCCCCGGGUGCUGACAACCCACGCUACGCCACUGGGCAGCUGCCUCAGGUGGCUGAAGCUGAGGGCGUGGAAAGGUGUUGGAGGACAGAGUUCUCUCUCUCUCUCUGUGUGUGUGUGUGUCUGUCUGUCUGUCUGUCUGUCUGUCUGUCUUCUACCCUCCAGUGGCGUAACGUGGGUUGCUAGUGCCCGGGGCAGGCAAGGGCUUCUGUUUUGUUUUGUUUUUUAAAUUUUUUUUUAUUCAAAGUCAUAACAAAACAUAUUAUCCAAAAACAUAGCCUUAUUUCCCCCCCAUUUUUUCUCCCUCCCCCUCUCCCCACAGAACCCCACCCCCACCCCACCCCCCGACCUCCCUCAGUUCCAGUCUUUGGUUUCUCCAAUAAUGCUAUUUUCUGCAUGUUACAAAGUUGUAUAGAUCCUCAAACUGUUUAGCUGAUUAUUAUCAGUAAAAAAAAUUGUGAAUGUUUAUUCAAAACCUGCCAAGGAGUCCAGUUCACUUUGUUGUGUCUUCAGAUGCUUUGUGAAAGGUUCCCAUUCAUCCUUAAAGUCACAGUUAUCCUUGUCCCGUAACUUAUAUGUCAAUUUUGCCAGUUCUGCAUAGUCCAUCCAUUUUUCUUGCCAUGAUUCUUUAGUUGGGGUUUCUUCAGUCCUCCAUCCUUGUGCUACCAGAACUCUCGCGGCCGUUGUCGCAUACAUGAAAAUGUUUUUCAACUUUUUUGGCAGGUCUUUCCCUAUGAUCCCCAACAAAAAGGCCUCGGGUUUUUUAACAAAUGUUAAAUGGAACAUUUUCUUCAAUUCAUUGUAUAGCAAGGGCUUCUGAAUCCAGUUAGGGGAGCCCACUUGGCUCACUUGCUGUCCAAUAGCAUAGGAGAAGGAUUUGCUUUGAAGAAUCGUAGAGAUCCCCAAGGGCCAUCUAGUCCAACCCGCUGUAAUGCCAGAAUAACGGUUGGAGGAUUCCCUAUGGGGGGGGCUGCUGCUGCUGCCUAGGCACAUCCUGUGGGCCAUGUCCCUGGCUCACUGCCCUUCCCUGCCUGCCUACCACCGGGGGCCUCUGGGCUCUGGCCCCCAGUGCCAGCAGAGGCUCUGUCCGCCUUUCUUGCAUCUCCAAGGCCGGGCCGCCCUUCAAUCUCCAGGCUGUUCAAGGAGUCGCGUUGGCAGCUUGCCUGCCCCGGGCACCAGCAGCCCAUGUUAUGCCACUGGAGGGUGGAAGACAGACACACACACACACAGAGAGAGAGAGAGAGAGAGAGAGAGAGAUAACUCUGUCCUCCAACACCUUUCCACACCCUCACCUUCAUCCGCCCGAGGCAGCUGCCUCACUGUGCCUCAUGCUAGGGCCAUAGCUGUCAACCGUCCCUUAUUUGGCGGGAAAGUCCCUUAUCCCAGCGCCGCGUCCCGCUGCUGUCCCUUAUUGAUGAUGUCCCUUAAAUUUCCCGGGUUUCAAAGGAAGCAGCUUCUCUCCCUCCCUCCCUGCCGGCCAGGGAGGAGGGAGGCUCCAACUGUGUUCCUUGGCUGCAUUGCUCACCCAAUAAGGAGUCUAAGAACAACUGGUGGGGUGGAGCUUGCAUGCCUUGUGCCAAUCAAAUCGGCCACAUUGCCUGGGGACUCGCCUUUGCUCAGCGCUUCCCAGCGGAGAGGUGACGGUGGUUUUCCUUGCUGCAUCCCCUUUGCCGGGUUGCUGCGCUGUGGGAGCCACUGCUUGAGGCUUCGUUUGGCUGCUGGCUGGGCUUUCUGCCUUUGGCUCGGAGGGGCUCAGAAGUUGAACAUACCUGUGCCCGGAAAAUCCCUUAUUUUGGCUGCUGAUCCCUUAUUUUCGAGGCUGCUGGUCCCUUAUUUUCAAAUCUGUAAGUUGACAGCUAUGGCUAGGGCCAAAGUUGUCCGGGGAAUCCUUUCGCCUCUCGGGGUAACCAAACGGGUGUCGUGAGCAGAGCAGGAAACCCAGAGACUGCGUGAGGCCUUUUCGCCAGGUCUCUUGUGCACGUCCAGAGUGGCGAAAAGACUGGGGGUGCGUGUGCCCUCAUCGUAUUUAUUCCCAUGCCCUCUUGUCUUCCACAGAUCGAAGACCUCUCUCAGCAGGUACACAAAGCUGCUGCGGAGAAGUUCAAGGUCCCCAUGGAGCACUCGCCGUUGAUCACCGAAGCGGCUCCCACCCUCACGAUCAAGGAGGAGAGCGAGGAGGAAGAGGAGGUACGGUGGUUUGGUGCGGGAAGGCCAGGAACGAGAUCUUGGGGUCAUGAAAUAGGGCUGGAUAAGCUGCCGUUGAGCAGAGACAUCACCUUGCCAACAAAGGUCCGUAUAGUUAAAGCCGUGGUUUUCCCAGUAGUGAUGUAUGGAAGUGAGAGCUGGACCAUAAAGAAGGCUGAUCGCCAAAGAAUUGAUGCUUUUGAAUUCUGGUGCUGGAGGAGACUCUUGAGAGUCCCAUGGACUGCAAGAAGAUCAAAUCUAUCCAUUCUGAAGGAGAAGACUCCCUGGAAAAGACCCUGAUGCUGGGAAAGAUGGAGGGCACAAGGAGAAGGGGACGACAGAGGACAAGAUAGUUGGACAGUGUUCUCAAAGCUACCAGCAUGAGUUUGACCAAACUGCGGGAGGCAGUGGAAGACAGGAGUGCCUGGCGUGCUCUGGUCCAGGGGGUCACGAAGAGCCGGACACGACUAAACUACUAAACAACAACAAGCUGCCGUUUAAAAUGGCAGAUUCCACACUAGUAGGGAUCACGAGGAAAGGAAUAGGAAAUAAUACUGUCGAUAUAAUACUGAUACACAAAACCACGGUGCGGCCACAUUUGGGAUCCUGUCUACAGUUCUGUUCGCCUCACCGCAAAAAGGCAGUCUUCGAAAUUAGCCAGGCGCAUUUUGCUCCCAGCAACUUGCGACCGAGUGAAGAUGUCUGGGUGCUAGGAUACUGCCCGAAAUCACCAUCUGGGGAUCCCUGGAUCUGGACUGCUUUCACACACUAACACCCCACCCUGUAGAAUUCUGUCAGUUCUAUUUUAUCUGCACAAUUGGAAUGGAUUUCAGGAACCAAAAUGCUUUUUCUGUGCAGCCCGAACAUCAUUAUGAAAUGCAAUAGCUCAGUGAGAGAUGAUCGGCUUUGCGUGCAGAAAGCCCCGGGUUCAUUCCCUAACAUCAUUUCCAGGGAGGGCUGGGAGGUGAUGAUGAUGAUGAUGAUUUGUUACUCAUAUUAUUAUUUAUUUAAUGUAUUUAUAUCUUGCCUUUCUCCCAAGCUGGGAUUCAAGGCAGCUUCCAACAUUAAAAAUUAGUGCUAUACAGUGGUACCUCAGGUUACAUACACUUCAGGUUACAGACUCUGCUAACCCAGAAAUAGUGCUUCAGGUUAAGAACUUUGCUUCAGGAUGAGAACAGAAAUCGUGCUCCGGCGGCGUGGCAGUGGCGGGAGGCCCCAUUAGCUAAAGUGGUGCUUCAGGUUAAGAACAGUUUCAGGUUAAGUACGGACCUCUGGAACGAAUUAAGUACUUAACCUGAGGUACCACUGUAAAAGACAAAGGGAUACAAAGCGAACGAGCCAAGAACAGUAAUUAACGCCUUCCCUUUUAACAGUAAUUAACACCAGAACGCCUUAAAAUCCAGUUUGCCCUGACAGCAGCAUCCUCUGCACUUUCGUUUCCAAAGGCCUGCGUGAACAGGAAGGUGUUAACCUGUUGGCGGAAGGAUAACCGGGAGGGAGCCAGUCUGACCUCUCUUGGGAGGGAAUUCCGCAAUAUGGGAGCCACCACAAAAAAGACUCUGUCUCUCGGGUCCCCCCCAGCCUUGCCUCUGAUGCUGGUGGGACCGAGAGGAGGUGAGAUUUUGGCACCCAGGCUGGUUCAUGUGGGGAGAUACUCUCCAUCCCAAACCCUGGAGAGAUGCUGCCAGUCCGUGUAGUCUGCACUGAGUAAGAUGGACCAGUGUGCUGACUCGGUCCUCUGUUAGGGAGGUAGAUAAACACAGGAGCGGAUCUGCUAGCACCUGGAUGGGAUCUUCUAAGUUCCCUUCAUCUCUCCUGGCAGGUUGACGAAACGGGUCUGGAGGUGAGGGAUAUCGAGCUGGUCAUGGCUCAAGCCAACGUGUCUCACCCCAAAGCGGUGCGCGCCUUGCGUCACAACAACAACGACAUUGUGAACGCCAUCAUGGUGAGUCUCGAAUGUGCAGGGAAGUGGGGUGCGUGUGCGAAAUCUGAAUGACGAAAUCCUUGGGUUUUCGGUCCCCGGAUGGGGCAUGGCGACAGUUCUCUCUGCCUUAGCUGUUUCUCCUUUGGGGGUCUGGACCCCCUUGAUUCAAAACAUGUGCUUAGGUCAGGAAUGGUGGGAGGGAUUCUUUAGUUGCACUUCCUGCAUUGCACGGGGUUGGACUAGAUGACCAUCGGGGUCCCUUCCAACUCUGUAAUUCUCACCUCUAGGGUGGGCAUCUAUAGCUGAGAAAGGCCUCACCUCUGGGCAAAAGGGUCUCUGGAUCUGGCCCCCGGGGCCGGAUCUUCGCCUCCCUUCAUCCCCUGCGGGGGUGCCCACCUAUCAGUCAGGUAGUAUCACAAUCACCUGGACAUCAGCUGGUUGCUAGGGCUUGCAAAGCACCACCAGCUGGUUGCUAGGGCUUGCAAAGCACCAUCAGCUGCUUGUUAGGGCUUGCAAAGCACCAUCAGCUGGUUGCUAGGGCUUGCAAAGCACCAUCAGUUGGUUGUUAGGGCUUGCAAAGCACCACCAGCUGGUUGCUAGGGCUUGCAAAGUACCACCAGCUGGUUGCUAGGGCUUGCAAAACACCAUCAGCUGGUUGCUAGGGCUUGCAAAGCACCAUCAGUUGGUUGUUAGGGCUUGCAAAGCACCAUGUGUGGCGCCAUGCAAACUCCCCAACGAGAGGCUGCUGAAAUUUGAGAGACCAAAGUCUGCCGCUGCAGUGAACAGGAGGCACUGCUGUCGUCUCCCACCCAUAGGGUGGAAAUGGCGAGGGCUGCACUCUGGGGUCUCAUGGGCUCUGCACCGACCCAGUGUCAGAGCAGGCCCCAUAGCCUUUGAUUCCAACUUCAAGUUGAUUUGAUCCUUCCCCUGCCCCCUGCCUGUUUAGGGUAAUAUAAUUUAUUACUUAUACCCCAUCCAUCUGCCUGGGCCUCCUAAACAGGGCUGCUUUCAGAUGUCUUCUAAAAGUCAGAUAGUUGUUUAUUUCCUUGACAUCUGGUGGGAGGGCGUUCCACAGCGCAGGCGCCACCACCGAGAAGGCCCUCUGCCUCGUUCCCUGUAACCUCACUUCUCGCAGGGAGGGAACCACCAGAAGGCCCUCGGAGCUGGACCUCAGUGCCCGGGCAGAACGACGGAGGUGGAGAUGCUCCUUCAGGUCUACUGGGCCUUUGAGGCUGUUUAGGGCUUGAAAAAUAAUCACCAACACUUUGAAUUAGGCUCAGAAAUGUAGUGGGAGCCAAUGUAGGUCUUUCAGGACCGGUGUUAUAUGGUCUCGGCAGCCACUCCCAGUCCCCAGUAUAGCUGCCGCAUUCUGGAUUAGUUGUAGUUUCUGGGUCACCUUCAAAGGUAGCCCCAUGUAGAGCGCAUUGCAGUAGUGCAAGCGGGAGAUAACCAGAGCAUGCACCACUCUGGCGAGACAGUCUGCAGGGAGGGAGGGUCUCAUCCUGCAUACCAGAUGGAGCUGGUAGAUAGCUGCCCUGGACACAGAAUUGACCUGCGCCUCCAUUGACAGCUGUGAGUCCAGAAUGACUCCCAGGCUGCGCACCUGGUCCUUCAGGGGCACAGUUACCCCAUUCAGGACCAGGGAGUCCUCCACACCCGCCCGCCUCCUGUCCCCCCAAAACAGUACUUCUGUCUUGUCAGGAUUCAACCUCAAUCUCCUCCUUGCUCCUGAUGUAGAUCUUCACUCACCCCUUCUCCCCAGGGUAGGAGGCAUUCGUGCCAACAUGUCUUGGACCAGACCUGGUCUCUGUGUUCUGCCAAGGCCAGAUUAAAUGGGGGAAAUAAAUGUGGAUGGAUAUUUAGAUGUGGAUAACCUUGUAUGCCGGGACACGGGUGGCGUUGUAGGUUAAACCACAGAGCCUAGAACUUGCCGAUUGGAAGGUCGGCGGUUCAAAUCCCCGCGACUCUGGGGUUGCGGCGCUCAUCCUGCUUUACUGGCCGAGGGAGCCGGUGUACAGCUUCUGGGUCAUGUGGCCAGCAGGACUAAGCCGCUUCUGGCGAACCAGAGCAGCGCACGGAAACACCGUUUACCUUCCUGCCGGAGCGGUACCUAUUUAUCUACUUGGACUUUGACGUACUUUUGAGCUGCUAGGUGGGAAGGAGCAGGGACCGAGCAACGGGAGCUCACCCCGUCGUGGGGAUUCAAACCGCCGACCUUCUGAUUGGCAAGUCCUAGGCUCUGUCGUUUAACCCACAGCGCCAGCCGCGAGGUAUGCUUGGUUGAGGGGCAGUGAAAUGUUUGUGCGUUAGCCAAGCCACCUGGAAAGUACUGUGUGCGACAGAGCUGUUUAAAAUAUGUGGCGCUCAAUCCAGGAGGAUCCUACGAACACGAGGAGCUGUCCCAACUCAACCCUGCAAAGGGGCGACACGGAGGAAAUAGGCUUUGCCACUUUUACAUUUGCAAUAUCUCUCUCUCCUUUUUCUUUUUGUGCAGGAGCUGACGAUGUAGCGACCGGUUUUGGCAAGCCCACCCAAGCCUCUGCUGCCCACCCCUUCUGUAUAGAUGCACAGUUAACUCAUAUCCAAUACAGCUGUUGUUUGUUAGGACUGCAAAUAAUUAGUCCCAACUAUUCUGCAUUGAAAAUGCUGCUCAAUAAACGGUAUAUUCACUUGAACUGCA
Messenger RNA from Podarcis lilfordi (Lilford's wall lizard), 28848 nucleotides. The record is from the annotation of a GenBank genome assembly. Lineage: Eukaryota; Metazoa; Chordata; Lepidosauria; Squamata; Lacertidae.